This is a messenger RNA of Protopolystoma xenopodis, 495 nucleotides long. The record is from the annotation of a GenBank genome assembly. Lineage: Eukaryota; Metazoa; Platyhelminthes; Monogenea; Polystomatidea; Polystomatidae.
AUGGAUACUCCAACGAAUCGACUGAACUUAAAUCAACUUGAGAUCGCUAUUCGCCUGAACCGAGCCGAUAUUGCGAGGGACAAAAUCUUCUUGGAGGGCCGGAGGUGGAAGAAAAAUGAACUGGAUGAAUUCCUGCACACCAUGAUUUUGAACGACCAGAAUGAAUUCGUCCAGCUGAUGAUAGAUCAGGGCUUCAACUUUGAAGAAUUCCUCAGUGUUCAUCGCUUGGAGAAGCUAUAUACUGAUUGCCUUCACAAUGGAGGUUCAAAGACUGAGCUUUUUCAGCAGAUGUGGGAGCGGCGUCGGAUUUACAAAAUGGACUGGGUGAUGCUGCGUGAUAUCGGAAAGAUCUUAAAAGAUUUAAUCGGCGACUUUUAUGAACCUCUUUAUCUGUCAAGCUUUUUCCAGAAGCAGGUUGUGGAAGUGGACAAGGAGGAGCUUUCGGAAGGAGAAAGCAGGAGUGAACUUCUCUCUUCAGCAUCCAGUGAGUCAUAA